Messenger RNA from Zonotrichia albicollis (white-throated sparrow), 625 nucleotides. The record is from RefSeq and is a predicted model, not a curated record. NCBI's taxonomy places the organism in Eukaryota, Metazoa, Chordata, Aves, Passeriformes, Passerellidae.
AUGACUGAGGCGUUGUCAGCCCUCAACCGUUCCGACUUUGAUCAGAACCCUUUCUUUGCCCAGGCCUGGCCUGAGGCCAGAGCCAAGUGGCAGAGUCUGGGGUCCCCUGUGUCCCCUCUGUCGUCCCCAGCCCAGGCUGUCGCCCUCAUGGCCUACACGAUGAAUGAUCUGUACAAGAAAUUCAACGCAGCCGUGCGUGUGGCCGGGCGCUCCCGCCAGGAAUACCAGGACAAGUUCCACUUCAAAACACUGCAUUUCCUGCUGACCCAGGCCCUGAAGACACUGAGGGUCACUCAAGGACCACAGUGUCACAACGUGUACCGGGGGGUGCAUGGGGUCAGGUUCAAGGCAGAGCCCGGUGACAUUGUCCGAUUCGGUCAAUUCACAUCGGCGUCACAGAGUCAAGAAACCUCCCAGCAAUUCGGGAUGGACACGAGGUUCCAGGUGCACACGUGCUACGGUGCAGAAAUCCGGGAAUUCUCCAACUAUCCUGGUGAGAAGGAAGUGCUGAUCCCACCCUUUGAGACCUUCAAGGUCGUCGAAGUCAGCCAGGAAGGGGACAGUGCAUGGAUCCAGCUCUGGUCCAACGGGACCUUCAGCAAAUACAACUGCGAGUGGCUGCAAG